Poecile atricapillus (Black-capped chickadee) is the source of this 4828-nucleotide messenger RNA. Its product is annotated as foot protein 1 variant 2-like. Bases 2253 to 3311 code for a protein of 352 amino acids. The record is from RefSeq and is a predicted model, not a curated record. Lineage: Eukaryota; Metazoa; Chordata; Aves; Passeriformes; Paridae. The transcript has 6 exons.
CGGGACAAAAGGCAGAGCUGGGUUAGGGAUGGUGCAUUUCAAACAGGCUCCUGACAAUCCCUGCCUUGCCUUGGAAGAAGCCUCUCAUCCCCACCCCACCAAACCCAAACCAAACUGCUGUCCUGUGCCUGUUUGCAGCAGGUUCUGGGAAAGGCUCUGCAGCUUUUUCUACAUGAACUCACCUUGUUCUGUCCUAAAACCUCUCAGCAGCACUCACUGAGCUCUGCACCCAGAGCUCAGCCCUAACACAGCUCUGGCAGAAACUGGGGUUUUUCUCUCCAUCUUUUCUGCAUGAUGGAAUGAGGGAGAACAGGAAUCUCAGGGGAAUUUCUGGGUGAGCCCGAAGCAGAACGUGUGUGUGGCUCCAGGAGCUCAGGGAUCACAGGCAGGAUCCUUCUCCAGCCUCUGAGUGCAGGAACUGGAUGUCACAGCAGCCAGACACCAGUGAUCGUGAUAUUAAGAGCUUAUGUAAAAAAAACCUCAUGUCAUUUAGGCCAAUUAACAUCAAAUACAUCAAAUACUUUGAUUAAUUAUGAAGUCAUGUAGGGAGUGAGACCUGAGCAACCUGCUCUAGGGAAGGUGCCCCUGCCUUGGGUGGAACUGGAUGAUCCAGAAGAUCCUUCCAACCCAAACCAGUCUGAGAUUCCAUGAAAAGACCAAAAAAAAAGCUACAGAAAGCAUUUCCUGCCAUUGGGUAUUUGCAUGAUGGAUGGGUGUUCUGGUGAAGGAAGUGAUAUUUGACUUAUUUAAGGAAUAUUCCCACAUUAUUCCUCUUGGCCAACCGGAGCGGGGCUCGCGUGACUCGUUUACAAAUAUUUAACGAGUGUUUUAAGGUAGACUCUGUAAUCCAGCUGAAAAGCAGGUUGCCAAGGAGACUCUCACCUAGCACGAGUUCUCCAAAAAUCCCAAAGCUCCCUCAGUAGUCGGUGCUGGCAGGCUGGCAGGGCUGGGGAGCAGGAAGGGAGCUCCACAGAGGCGCCAUUCAGCAGCCCCAGAUGGGCUGAGCUCAUGAAUUAAAGAUUCUCCUGGCUGGGGUGGGGUGGCUGCUGCGGGCCCACAAUGGCAUCAUUCACAUCAUUCACAUCAUUCACAUCAUUCACAUCAUUCACAUCACUCACAUCAUUCACGCUGCCCUGGCUCCUUUCUCCCCUGGACACUCUGAUACGCUGAGGGAAGUGCCCCAUCCAUCCACCCCACGGGGAAAUGGGGCGUGUGGGGAAACAUUCCCGAGGUGGCAGACAGCUGGGAGAGGAAUUCCUGCAAAUGACCCCAAACAAAAGCUCAGGCAACACUUUUUUAUUCCUUUGAGACCCUUUUGUGGCCCUGCUUUGCUCUCUUCGUGGCACCCAAUCCUGCUACAGUUUAAAAGAGUCUUUACAAGGAUGCCCAAACAGCAGCCAGUGCCUGAAAAUUCACAUUUGAGUAAGGAAAACCAGGGAGAACUUCCCUUCUGCACAAUCCCCGUGCUUGGGAUGAGGAAAGACAGCUGGACAGAGGAAAAAACGGCACAAAAAUAAAAGUUCUAACAUGAGUUGGUGUUAAAGCUGAGCCAAGUUCAAGCCUGGGCUCUAGUACAGAGCCCAAAGCCCUGGUUCAGUAGCAGGCUCUGUCACCAUCUCACACACAAUCCCAGACUGGGAUAAAAACAACCUUUUCCAGUAACACAUUUUCCAGUGGGAACUCCAUCAGAAACCUCCAGCUGCACUCCAGUCUGAGUUGUUCCUGCAGCUGGAAUGAGGAGUGAGGCUGAGAACCUUCAGCUGCCCCAGAAGCCCCGAGUGCCUGGGCUGGGAGGCUCUGGAGAUCCCCCAGGGCAGGGUGAGCUGCAGCAGGUGACACAGGGAUGUGUCCACACAGGGACACUCCAGGCUCCCCUGGGCAGCUGUUCCAGGCUCUUCCUCCUGCUCAGCUGCAGCUGCUGCCUUCUGCUCUGUGGCCACUGCUCCUUGGCUCCUGGCUCUGGGCAGGGUGUGGCCCCUUCUCCUGGCCCAGCUGGAGAGAUUUGUGUGGAUGGAUGGGAUCCCCUCUGAGCCUUUCCCUUCUCCAGACUGGCCAGGCCCAGCUCCCGCAGUCUCUGCUCACCAGAGACGCUCCAGAGCCCUCAACAUCUCUGUGGCCUCUGCUGGAGCCUCUCCUGCAGUGUCCCUGCUCAGGAGAUCAGCUGGAAUCCAGGGAGGUGCUUCUGGCUGUGACAAUCCCCAAUAUCCAGCACCUGUUCCUGUGCUGCUGCCAAGGUGCUGCACAAGCACCUGAUGGUCCCUCAUACACACCUCAGUGUGCUACAGCUGCAUCUCCAGCACAGAACUUCCUUUCAGCAGGAAUUUCCCCAUGGAAAGGGGGCUCAGGCCUUGGCAGGGGCUGCCCAGAAAGGUUUGGAGUGUCCAGGAAAGGUCUGGAGUGCCCAGGAAGGUUUGGAGUGCCCAGGAAGGUUUGGAGUGCCCAGGAAAGGUUUGGAGUGCCCAGGAAAGGUUUGGAGUGUCCAGGAAAGGUCUGGAGUGCCCAGGAAGGUUUGGAGUGCCCAGGAAAGGUUUGGAGUGCCCAGGAAAGGUCUGGAGUGUCCAGGAAAGGUCUGGAGUGCCCAGGAAGGUUUGGAGUGCCCAGGAAAGGUCUGGAGUGCCCAGGAAGGUUUGGAGUGCCCAGGAAGGUUUGGAGUGCCCAGGAAAGGUUUGGAGUGCCCAGGAAGGUUUGGAGAGCCCAGGAAAGGUUUGGAGAGCCCAGGAAAGGUUUGGAGUGUCCAGGAAAUGUUUGGAGAGCCCAGGAAAGGCUUGGAGUACCCAGGAAAGGCUUGGAGUACCCAGGAAAGGUUUGGAGUGCCCAGGAAAGGUCUGGAGUGCCCAGGAAGGUUUGGAGUGCCCAGGAAGGUCUGGAGUGUCCAGGAAAGGUCUGGAGUGCCCAGGAAGGUUUGGAGUGCCCAGGAAAGGUCUGGAGUGCCCAGGAAGGUUUGGAGUGCCCAGGAAGGUUUGGAGUGCCCAGGAAAGGUUUGGAGUGUCCAGGAAAGGCUUGGAGUGCCCAGGAAAGGUUUGGAGUGCCCAGGAAAGGUCUGGAGUGCCCAGGAAGGUUUGGAGUGCCCAGGAAAGGUUUGGAGUGCCCAGGAAGGUUUGGAGAGCCCAGGAAAGGUUUGGAGUGCCCAGGAAGGUCUGGAGUGCCCAUCCCUGGAGGUGUCCACCCUCAGUGACCUGGGCUGGGGACAAGGUGGGGAUUUGGACAUUGGACUCCAUGUGCUGAGAGGGCUUUUCCAACCUCAGGGAUUCAGGGAUUCCUCCCUGAACAGAAGCAGCAAAGCUUCAAGCGCCAUUAGAAAUUCUGGGUAGGCAAAGCUCCACCAACAGGCCCAGGUUUCCCACACUCAGCACUGCUCAGCUCAAACACAAAUAAAUGUGUUUUGCCUGAAAUGUAACACCCUCCAGUCUGCAGCACUGAUUCCUGUCAACACUCACCAUAUCCCUGCUCCUUCCCUGCAAGGGAAAGCCAGGCACAGUGUGCAGUGGCAGCAAGGAGGUUUUUCUGCUUUAAUUAUUCCACUAAAUAUCCACAAUGACAGGUGAAAAGACCGAAUUUAACCACCAGGAAGCCAAGGGGAAAAUCGGUAUGCACAUUUUUAAAAAGGGAAAUGUCAUAUGCCUCAAAAGGGAGGAAAAAAACCAACUUCCCUGUCACUAAUGGAAUAUAUCCCCCAAAGAAAGAAUCUGCAGGGAACCUUUCCAAAAGAGAUGGGUCCAUUUCCUGAGCUGCCAAUCAAACACAAACUGAGAUGGUGGAGGAUGUGGAGCAAUCCAGAAAUUCCUGCUGACAUCCUGCUCCAAGAGAAGUCCCCAUCUUGUCAAACUCCAUCAGUGUGAUCAGGGGGAGCUCUGGAUUGCAAAGGAGGUUUUCCAUGGAGAGGGUGGCCUGGCUCCCCAGGGAUGUGGCCAUGGCACCAGAGCCCAGGGAAUGCCUGCAUGAUGCUCAUUGUUUAGUUUCAGCUGCUGGGAGGAGCAGGAGCUGGACCUCAUGCCCCUUCCAGCCUGAGACAGGAUUCCAUUAAUGCCAAAUGGGGGUGUAAUUCCAUUAAAUUCACACAGAAGGGCAAAUGUGGAAGUCCCUGGAAUUAUCAAUCAACAAAAUCCAGGUUGAAUCUUCAACCCAUCCAUAGCAACUGUCUGCUCUCAACAAUGAGGCAGCAAAAAAACAGAAAAAAGGAAAUUAAAAAGUGGCAAUUCUGGCAAAGAUGAGAUUUUGAGUCAUCUUUCAGCCAGAGAUGAAGCACUUCCCCAAAGCCUCUGGCCCUACACGUGAUACAACUGCUCGUAAUUCCUGAGUAAUCCAGGCCCAGACAGCUCCUCUCCAUGUCCUGACCUCACUCCUCCCCUCUCCUGGAGCUGCUGCUGCCUUCCCAGCUCAGGCAAACCCAUCAUCAUCACCACAAAGCCAGGCUGCCUCUCCUGAGCAUCCCCCUUCCAGGGCUCCCCCAUUCCCUCAGAAUGCUCCCAAAAACCUGAGCCAUCUCCUUGGACCCCACUCCUCACCGGGGUCAGGGGGAGGGCAGGCAGGGCUGGCUCCCUCCCCUAGGGAAGGAAAGCUUCCACCCCUUCCACCCUUUCCAGGGAAAAGCUGUUCCCAGGUCAGAUACAAUCCAUGUGGGAAUGAUGAGGGAGCAAAGCCAGGAUCCCCCCAGUGUGCUGCUUAUGGAAUAGAGGAAACACUGCACGGAGGAGGAAAGGGCUCCCAUGCCCCUGUGGGAAGGAAUGAUGGAUUCCAGCUGAAGGAGAAGGACACAAAGGAGAGGAAAGGAGAGGAAGGGAGCUGCUGGUUUUGCAGAUGUUGGCACACAGAUCUUUGCAGUGAGAGA